AUGGAGUCACCCAUACCUAAUGUUGCGCCUGCUGUGGCUGCUCCGGCACCAUCUGCAGGUGACCUGAUUCUCCAGCAAAGGACACAAGCUCUUCAAAACGCUUCAGCGCAGAAUGGGGACGGUAGUCUUUGGUCACAGCUCACAUCUAAUCCUUUGUUCACAGCAGGUUUUGGCCUUGCAGGUUUAGGAGCGGGACUAACCUUCGCGCAACGGGGUUUCCGUCAAGGCGCCGCAUUGCUGCGUCGCCGUAUGCUGGUUGACGUCGAGAUUAGCAUCAAGGACGAUUCCUACCCUUGGUUCCUCCACUGGAUGACCCUGUACCAACAAUCACAAUUAGGUGCGACCCGGGCGGCCACCAACUCCGGCUACCUGGAUCGUCUUCUCCAAAAAUUGACACCGGGCAUGCGACAUCUAUCCAUACAGACUCAGAAAGUCGAACACUCGAAUGGCGCGAUGAACACACACUUCUCUUUGGUACCGGGACCAGGAAAACACGUCUUGCGUUAUAAGAAUGCAUUUAUUUUCGUCAAUCGCGUGCGCGAAGCCAAGUCUCGUGACCUACAGACCGGAAAGCCAUGGGAGACAAUCACUCUUACUACCCUCUACUCUCAUCGCCAUAUCUUCGAAGACCUUUUCACCGAAGCCCACGCCUAUGCUGCCAAAUCGCACGAAGGAAUGACUACAAUCUACAAUAGUUGGGGCACGGAAUGGCGUCCAUUUGGUAACCCGCGACGGAAGCGUCCUCUAGAUUCGGUUAUUCUGGCGGAGGGCGUGAAAGAGCGUAUUGUGGAUGAUGUCCAGGAUUUCAUCUCAAGCUCAUCCUGGUACUACGAUCGGGGAAUCCCAUACCGACGCGGUUAUUUGUUGUAUGGCCCACCCGGAACUGGCAAAAGUUCAUUUAUUCAAGCGCUGGCAGCUGAGCUUGACUACGAUAUUGCAAUUUUGAAUCUUAGCGAACGUGGACUUACCGAUGAUCGAUUGAACCAUCUUCUGACGAUUGUGCCGAAGCGAACAUUGGUUCUGUUGGAAGAUGUGGAUGCGGCUUUCUCCAACCGCCGUGCACAAUCCGAUGACGAUGGCUAUCGCGGGGCAAACGUGACAUUUUCCGGUCUACUGAACGCGCUUGAUGGAGUGGCUAGCGCCGAAGAACGCAUUGUCUUCCUCACUACCAAUCACGUUGAGCGGCUCGAUGAAGCCCUGGUCCGACCGGGGCGCGUGGAUAUGACUGUCCGUCUUGGCGAAGUAUCGCGCUAUCAGGUCGGCCGCCUCUGGGAUCGAUUCUAUGAAGAUAUUGAUACCGACGGGUCACAUCGGAAGCUAUUCCUUGACCGGCUCCAGGAGUUGGGUCUGGUUGAGGAUGAAAAUGGCCACAAGGCCGAUCGCUCCAGGAACACGAGCGCUGCAGCCCUUCAAGGGCUGUUCUUGUAUAAUAAGGGCAACAUGGAGGGGGCGAUCGCCAUGGCCGAGGGACUUACCUAUUCUGUGCAUGAUGAGGCUAUGGAACAUAGCCAGGGUCCCGAGUAA
Penicillium verhagenii is the source of this 1524-nucleotide messenger RNA. Its product is annotated as bifunctional AAA family ATPase chaperone/translocase BCS1. Bases 1 to 1524 code for a protein of 507 amino acids. The transcript has 2 exons. The record is from RefSeq and is a predicted model, not a curated record. Lineage: Eukaryota; Fungi; Ascomycota; Eurotiomycetes; Eurotiales; Aspergillaceae. Gene Ontology annotation, cellular component: mitochondrial inner membrane. Gene Ontology annotation, biological process: protein insertion into mitochondrial inner membrane from matrix; mitochondrial respiratory chain complex III assembly. Gene Ontology annotation, molecular function: ATP binding; ATP hydrolysis activity.